AUGCGAAAACGAGCUGAAAAUGAAUUAUUACCUUUGCAACAAAUUGCUGAACAAGAAGUACGACAAGGUCUACUCACUGGUGAAGCUCUUGCUGUUUUACCAAAUAUUCUUAAUCUUGGCCAUAACUUGGUGAAUAAUCGAAGAGUAAUGAUGCCUCCAAUUCCACAGUCAUAUUCUUUCACUAUUCCAGAUGAAUAUAAAAACGAUUAUCUUAAUAAGGAUUGUCUUUUAUUACACGACAGUUAUGAUCCACAAUUUUCUACGAAUGAUUCAUUAUAUGCAUCACCCGAAGGAAGAAUUCUCAUAUGGUCAUCAGAUAUUCAAUUGAAAUUAUUAUUUGAUAGUGAUAAACUUUAUAUGGAUGAAACAUUUUCCACCUCUCCACCCAAUUUUGAUCAGGUGUACAUCAUUCAAGCCAUUCAUCAUGAAUCAUCAAAAAGGCUUAACAAAAAGUUCAAUCCGUGUUUACUCAUGACUGAUUUUGAACAAGGAGUUUCUCGUGCAGUUUCACUUAUGUUCGCAGGAGCAACAGUACAAAAAAGGUUGCUUUUUCCAUUUUUGCCAAGCUAUCUAUCGAAAUGUUCAAUUCAAUGGUUUAUCAUCAA
Messenger RNA from Adineta ricciae, 605 nucleotides. The record is from the annotation of a GenBank genome assembly. Lineage: Eukaryota; Metazoa; Rotifera; Eurotatoria; Adinetida; Adinetidae.